Camellia sinensis is the source of this 3867-nucleotide messenger RNA. Lineage: Eukaryota; Viridiplantae; Streptophyta; Magnoliopsida; Ericales; Theaceae. The record is from RefSeq and is a predicted model, not a curated record.
UUUUUUCAAUGUCUUAGAAAUAUUUAACAAUAAGCUGUAAAUACAGAUCAUAGAUAAGCACGCGUUUUCUACAUAUAGAAAAGCUCGCAUUUGUCGCUAAUCCAAACACGUCAACAACAAUGUCUAACAAUAGAAUGACCACAAACUGUUCAUGUUCGUUUUUAUGGCUCUUAUUCUUAUUUUUCUAUGUUGAAUCCCUUGAUUUGGGAGGAGACUACUGGUUUUUGAUAAAUUUUUAAAAUAAAAUUUUGUUCUUCUUCUUCCCGGCGUGGCUCCGUUAAAGCGGCGGAGUGAGUUCUGUGCCUACAGAUGACGAGUGAUGAUGCGUUGGUGAAUUCAUUGCCCACUGCUGCUGCGGCGGUUAGCCACGACCCCGUCCACGUCAUGGAGGUCGGCAGCGUCGAGGGGUGGGCACGGCCCGAAGAGGAGGAGGAGGAGUUUGAAGAUCCUUUCGACAUUGCCAACACCAAAAAGGCGUCCGUCGAGAUGCUUAGAAGAUGGAGGCAAGCGGCACUUGUGCUUAAUGCUUCUCGUCGUUUUCGGUACACUUUAGACUUGAGAAAGGAAGAAGAGAAAGAACAACGAAGACGGAUGAUCAGAGCACAUGCACAAGUCAUAAGGGCAGCAUUGCUUUUCAAAUUGGCUGGGCAACGAGCAAUUGUGUUAGGUACCACCGUAACACCUCCAACUCCAUGUGGUGAUUAUGCAAUUGGACUAGAACAACUUGCUUCAAUGACCAGGGAUCAUAAUAAUUCGGCGCUACAACAAUAUGGAGGGGUAAAAGGGGUAGCAGGUAUGUUAAAAUCAAAUGUGGAGACAGGAAUUAUUGGUGAUGAUGGUGAUUUAGGAAGCCGGAGAAAUGCUUUUGGAACAAAUACAUAUCCCAUGAAAAAAGGGCGGCCUUUCUUGAGGUUUCUUUGGGAAGCUUGGCAAGAUUUAACCUUAAUUAUCUUGAUGGUAGCUGCAGCAGCAUCGUUAGUACUUGGAAUAAAGACAGAGGGCCUUGAAGAAGGUUGGUAUGAUGGGGGAAGCAUUGCCUUUGCUGUUCUUCUUGUAAUAUUUGUUACAGCAACUAGUGAUUAUCGACAGUCCCUCCAGUUUCAAAAUUUAAAUGAAGAAAAGAGAAAUAUACAUUUGGAGGUUGUAAGAGGUGGUAGGAGAGAAAAUAUUUCAAUAUAUGACAUUGUUGUUGGUGAUGUUAUACCUCUUAAGAUUGGUGAUCAGGUCCCAGCAGAUGGAAUCAUAAUUUCUGGUCAUUCUCUUGCCAUUGAUGAAUCUAGCAUGACUGGGGAAAGCAAGAUUAUUCACAAAGAUCAAAAAGCACCAUUUUUGCUGUCUGGUUGCAAGGUUGCAGAUGGUGCUGGAACUAUGCUGGUAACUGGUGUUGGAAUCAACACAGAAUGGGGAUUGUUGAUGGCAAGUAUCUCGGAAGAUACUGGUGAAGAAACCCCCUUGCAGGUACGGUUGAAUGGAGUGGCAACCUUUGUUGGCAUAGUUGGGCUUGCAGUGGCUGUUUUUGUGCUCGCAAUCCUUCUGGCUAGAUAUUUCACCGGGAACUCGAAAAAUCCUGAUGGAACAGUUCAGUUUAUUCGUGGGACGACCAGUAUCAGUGAUGCUGUUGAUGGAGCAAUAAAAAUUGUUACUAUUGCAGUCACCAUUGUGGUUGUUGCUGUACCUGAAGGGCUUCCUUUGGCUGUUACCUUGACCCUGGCAUACUCAAUGAGAAAAAUGAUGGCAGACAAGGCUUUGGUUCGUAGGCUUUCAGCUUGUGAAACUAUGGGGUCUGCAACAACUAUUUGCAGUGAUAAAACUGGAACUUUGACCUUGAAUCAGAUGACUGUAGUUGAGGCUUACAUUGGGAGAAAUAAGAUUAAUACAUUUGAAGACAGCUCUCAAUUUGACAUGAUGGUUACCUCUCUGCUACAUGACGCCAUUGCGCAGAAUACUGCAGGCAGUGUUUUCCCUGCUAAGAGUGGUGGAGGCAUAGAGGUUUCUGGUUCUCCAACAGAAAAGGCUAUCCUUCAGUGGGGUGUCAAGUUGGGGAUGAACUUUGAUGUUGUCAGGUCAGAAUCUACAAUUCUACACGUUUCUCCUUUCAAUUCGGAGAAAAAGCGAGGAGGUGUUGCGUUAAAAAAGACCGACUCUGAAUUUCUUGUGCAUUGGAAGGGAGCAGCUGAAAUUAUUCUGGCCUCAUGCACAGAAUAUCUUGACUCUAAUGGUCACCUGCAAUCCAUUGACAAUGAUAAGGUCUUUUUUAGGGAAGCUAUUGAUGAUAUGGCUGCAAGAAGCUUGCGCUGUGUUGCUAUUGCAUACAAACCAUACAGUAUGGAGAAAUUUCCUUCUGAUGAAGAACAACUAGCACAAUGGAAUUUACCUGAAGAUGACCUUGUUUUGCUGGCUAUUGUUGGCAUAAAGGAUCCUUGCCGCCCAGGUGUCAAAGAUGCAGUUAAAGUCUGUGCAGACGCUGGUGUUAAGGUACGCAUGGUCACUGGAGAUAAUAUUCAAACAGCGAAAGCAAUUGCUAUGGAGUGUGGAAUACUUGCUCCAGAUGCAGAUGUCACUGAGCCUACUGUUAUUGAAGGAAAGACAUUCCGUCAAUUAUCUGAGAAAGAAAGGGAACUAGUUGCAGUGAAAAUAUCGGUGAUGGGAAGGUCUUCUCCUAAUGACAAGCUUUUACUUGUGCAAGCAUUACGUAAAGUAGGGGAAGUCGUUGCUGUAACUGGGGAUGGAACUAAUGAUGCUCCUGCACUCCAUGAGGCAGAUAUAGGUCUUUCCAUGGGCAUCUCAGGAACAGAAGUUGCAAAAGAAAGCUCGGAUAUCAUUAUCUUGGAUGAUAAUUUUGCCUCAGUUGUAAAGGUCGUCCGCUGGGGUCGUUCUGUAUAUGCAAAUAUUCAGAAAUUUAUCCAGUUCCAGCUUACUGUCAAUGUCGCAGCCCUUAUAAUUAAUGUUGUGGCUGCAAUUACCGCUGGUGAUGUUCCUUUGACUGCAGUGCAGCUUCUGUGGGUUAAUCUAAUCAUGGAUACUCUUGGAGCAUUGGCACUGGCAACUGAACCACCCACAGAUCAUCUUAUGCAUAGAUCUCCUGUUGGUCGAAGGGAACCUCUUAUAACAAAUAUCAUGUGGAGGAACUUAAUUGUCCAGGCUUUGUAUCAAGUUACCGUCCUCCUCAUUCUGAAUUUUUGUGGAAUGAGUAUUCUAAACUUAGAUCAUGGCAAUACAGAACAUGCUACAAAAUUAAAGAAUACCUUGAUAUUCAAUGCAUUCGUCUUCUGUCAAAUAUUCAAUGAGUUCAAUGCUCGAAAGCCAGAUCAAAAAAAUGUCUUUAGUGGAAUUACAAAAAAUCGCCUUUUUAUUGGGAUUGUGGGAUCAACAUUUGUACUUCAGAUACUUAUCAUUCAGUUUCUUGGACACUUCGCCUCGACUGUCAGACUCGACUGGAAGCUCUGGCUUGUUUCCUUCCUUCUGGGAAUUUUCAGCUGGCCGCUUGCUCUGGUCGGGAAGUUGAUUCCAGUUCCGAAGACUCCUUUCGCCAAGUCCCUCAUGAAGCCAUAUCAACGGUGCAUAGCUGCUCGUAGUGUUCCUCGUAGUGUUUCUUCUCGAAGUGCAUAAGGAGAGAGCCUUAUUCACCCCGAGACUUUACUAUCAUCUGCAGCCAACACACUGCUGCUGCACUAACAGCUCGACUCUUCUAAAUUAAGUUGUAAUCUGUAUGAAUAUACAACUGGGCCACUUACAUGGCCCUAUGCUCUAAAUAUCUUAUAUAUUUGUUCAACUGUAAUUAAAAAAAAAAGAAGGUAUAAAUAAUUGUAAGUUUUUUGUACAUUUAAUUGUGAAUGUAAUACAAGAAUAUAUUGGUUUAUAUAACAA